Messenger RNA from Closterium sp. NIES-65, 1074 nucleotides. The record is from the annotation of a GenBank genome assembly. Lineage: Eukaryota; Viridiplantae; Streptophyta; Zygnematophyceae; Desmidiales; Closteriaceae.
AUGUCCCAGGUCCCUGUCACUCCACGCUCCAUAUGGCUACCUUCUCUUCUGCGCUCCCUCAUUCCUCCGCUGCCUGCGCUAGCCCCGUACAACACCCUCUCUAUUCCCUCCCUUGCGGCUCUAGCCCCACUGGAUCCCUCUCCUAGUCCCACCCCUCUUCUUCACCAUCGCUACGCUCUCCCUCCCUCGGCAGCCCCAAGCCUCGCCAGUCACCCCUCGCCAUGCGCCGCCUGCGCUCAUACUUCUCCCUCGGCUCGGGCGAGCGGAAUGCUCCAGCGUACGCUCGUCCUUCCUCCGCGUCGUUGGGAACGCUUCGUCUUUGGCGUCGUUGCGCCUCCCGCUGCCCCGCGCAGUGGGGGGUCCCUCGUCUUUGGAGCCAUCGCGCGUUCCGCCUUCCCGCACAGUGGGGGGUCCCUCGCCUUCGACGUCGUCGCGCGUUCCGCCUCCCCGCGCAGUGGGGGGUCCCUCGCCUUCGACGUCGUCACGAGUUCCGCCUCCCCGCGCAGUGGGGGGUCCCUCGUCUUCGGUGUCGUCGCGCGUUCCGCCUCCCCGCGCAGUGGGGGGUCCCUCGCCUUCGGCGCCGUCGCGAGUUCCGCCUCCCCGCGCAGUGGGGGGUCCCUCGCCUUCGGCGCCGCCGCGCCUUCCGCCUCCCCGCGCAGUGGGGGAUUCUUCGCCUACGUCACCGUCGUACGUUCCGCCUCCCUGCGCAGUAGGGGAUUCGCUUCCGUCACCGUCGCGCGUUCCGCCUCCCCGCGCAGUGGGGGAUUCUUCGCCUUCAGUCUCUUUUCGAUUGCCGCUGGCCCGCGCGACGGGGGAUUCUUCAAUUUCUUCCUCCCUAUCAUCAUCGCUCGCCGAGUCCAUCUCCACGUCGUCGUCGCGACGCCUUCCAUCCAUUCCGCGCCGGCAUCCCGCCAGAUCCCACGGAUCGCUGGUCGCGGGCCGCCUCCCGGGCUCCGAUCUGAUGUGCAGAUCCGCUCCGCGUCCUCCAGCGCGCACGCCCACUGGCGUCACCAGAUCUGCGCGAUACGCCGCCCUCCUUGGCGAGCGCGUCGGCGACCUCCCUCGCUCCCUUGA